Molecule: messenger RNA, 2441 nt
Organism: Cryptomeria japonica (Japanese cedar)
Lineage: Eukaryota; Viridiplantae; Streptophyta; Pinopsida; Cupressales; Cupressaceae
Product: SNF1-related protein kinase catalytic subunit alpha KIN10-like
Exons: 11
Coding region: 280-1809 (509 amino acids)
Biological process (GO): intracellular signal transduction; protein phosphorylation
Molecular function (GO): protein serine/threonine kinase activity; ATP binding
Source: RefSeq, a predicted model, not a curated record
ACAAGGGUUUACAAUGGUGGAAUGGGUGCGGGUAAUUCCACUUUUGGCGUAUGCGGGCAGCUCAGGUCUGCAAGAGGGGAAUGUUAAUGGCAGCCACGGUGAUGGCAUACAUAACCUUAAUUCUCCAGAAAUAGAAUCAGAAUUAGGUUUUCUCUGCUCCUCAACAUUGCGUAAAUGCCUUGGUUUGCGUUUGCGGGCUUCAGAGGCUUGGACUCGCGUUAAAUUAAAUUUCAGGUAGCAGAUUAAAUCUUGAUUGGAAAAGUUUUGAGUUGAAGAAAAAUGGAAGGCUCAUCUCGAGGUAGCAGCAAUUUGGAGAUGUAUUUACCAAAUUAUAAGCUUGGAAAGACUCUCGGGAUUGGCUCAUUUGGUAAAGUGAAGAUUGCAGAACACGCUUUGACAGGACAUAAGGUAGCCAUAAAGAUCCUUAAUCGCAGGAAGAUAAGAAACAUGGAUAUGGAGGAAAAAGUGCGACGAGAAAUCAAAAUUUUGAGAUUAUUCAUGCAUCCCCAUAUCAUACGUCUGUAUGAGGUCAUUGAAACUCCAUCAGAUAUAUUUGUUGUAAUGGAAUAUGUCAAGUCUGGGGAACUCUUUGAUUAUAUUGUUGAGAAAGGUCGAUUACUAGAGGAUGAGGCCCGAUGUUUUUUCCAGCAGAUUAUAUCAGGUGUUGAAUAUUGCCACAGAAACAUGGUAGUCCAUCGUGAUCUUAAGCCAGAGAACUUGUUGCUAGAUUCGAAAUGCAAUGUUAAGAUUGCAGAUUUUGGUCUUAGCAAUGUUAUGCGUGAUGGACAUUUUCUUAAGACAAGCUGUGGAAGCCCAAAUUAUGCUGCACCUGAGGUUAUCUCAGGUAAGCUAUAUGCAGGGCCUGAGGUGGAUGUAUGGAGCUGUGGAGUUAUCUUGUAUGCACUUCUUUGCGGCAGUUUGCCUUUUGAUGAUGAGAAUAUUCCAAAUCUCUUCAAGAAGAUUAAGGGUGGAAUUUACACACUACCAAGCCAUUUGUCAUCUGGAGCAAGGGAUUUGAUCCCAAGGAUGCUUGUUGUAGAUCCUAUGAAAAGGAUGACUAUUCCAGAAAUUCGUCAGCAUCUCUGGUUCCAGGAAAAACUUCCGCGCUAUUUGGCUGUUCCUCCUCCUGAUACAGUUCAACAGGCAAAGAAGAUUGAUGAAGAAAUUCUCCAGGAAGUGAUAAAAACGGGUUUUGAGCGAAACCAACUGGUAGAAUCUCUCAGAACCAGAAUUCAGAAUGAGGGUACAGUUGCAUAUUAUUUGAUGCUAGAUAAUCGGUGUCGUAUUUCCAAUGGUUACCUUGGGGCCGAGUUUCAAGAAGCAAAGGAAAACAUGCAACGUUUUAUAACCAAUGAUCAUCCAGUUUCAACUGUGAGGCACAGAAUGCCUGCUUUUAUUGAUCAGGGAAGUGCUUCAAGAUCCCAAUUUCCAGUUGAGAGGAAAUGGGCUUUAGGGCUUCAGUCAAGAGCACAUCCUCGUGAGAUAAUGACAGAGGUUCUCAAAGCACUUCAAGAGCUGGAUGUUGGAUGGAAGAAGAUUGGGCAUUACAAUAUGAAAUGCAGAUGGCUUCCUUGUUUAACUAGAAACAUCGAUUCCUCCACCAAUAACCACGGAAACCAUAUUUUCCAAGAUGCAAUAGAAAAUGAUGGUAUAAGUUCUAGAUCGCCGCAGAAUGUUGUCAAGUUUGAAGUGCAACUUUACAAGACUAGAGAGGAUAAAUAUCUUCUCGAUCUUCAAAGGGUUCAGGGGCCUCAUUUACUCUUCCUUGACCUCUGUGCAGAUUUUCUUGCACAGCUUAGAGUUCUAUGAUAUCUUUGAAACCUCUAUAAGGUUCGAAGUAUUUAGUAAUGUAUCAGUCUUCUGUUGGAGCAUAUGAUGACCCGCAAAUCUCCAAUUAUCCUUGGGUGAAAUAUUAAAAUCUUCUCUAUAAUAGUGUGCAUUAAAGCUUGUUUGGACGGCUAAAAAUUAGAAGAGAAGAAAUGAAAAGUCUCUUUGCCUUUAUUGGAAUGAGCUUUGGUGAUCAGAGUUUGGAGUGUUUCUCACAUGCUUUAUCUUGGUAGUGACAAAAUAACUUUUUCUGACUAUUUAGUGCCCCAGACAAAUAAUAUCGCGAUUGUAGUAUAACCACGUUUUGACUGUUGAAGGCCAUGGGCAUGCUGAUUUUUUCUACUUUUAAAGUGGAAGUUUGUUGAUAUUUAAUUGAAGACUUCCACGGGCAUUUAUAGUCAGUGUUUUAAAAUUCUUAAGGAUUUGACAAACAAUGAUAAAUUUUGUCUCCUAAAGUCCUAAAGGUUUCCCCAAGUGCUCAUUUGUAGUAAUUGUAAUGGUGAAAUUCUUAUACCCUUGCCCUUUUCCCUUAUGAUUUGGGUCCACUUGAAUUAGAUUGUCUUUUAUACAAUAACAAGAUCACAAGUGGCAUCAUUCUUGUGUUAAAUUUGACA